AUGACAGAUCACCAACACCACCACGACAUCCUCAUCACCGGCGCCGGCCUCAGCGGCCUCAGCGCCGCCCACACAUUCCUCACCAUCGACCCGUCCCUCUCCCUCCUGAUCCUCGACUCGAAACCCAGCCUCGGCGGCGUGUGGUCCACUGAGCAAAUCUACCCGGGCCUGCGCACGAACAGCGUAGAGCGAUUCUUCGAGUUCUCCGAUUAUCCGAUUUUGAAAGCUGGCGUGGGCGUGAAGCCGCGGUGCCAUAUUGAGGGAUGGCAGAUGCGGGAUUAUUUGGAGGGGUUUGCGGAGAGGUUUGGGAUUCGGGGGUUUGUGAGGUUUGGGGUGGAUGUUGUGCGCGCUGUGGAAGUUGAGGGUGGGGAUGGGGGUUGGGAGGUUGAAACACGGAGUGGCGAGGAGCGGAGGAGGAGUUGCAUGAGGUGUAAGAAACUCGUGCUGGCGACGGGGACUCACUCUGCGCCAUACAAGCCUCCUAUCGAGGGAUUAUCCUCUUUCGCGGGAGCAGUCGUCCACACGCACGACCUCGGCCGAACAGCCCGUUCACUCAUCGACAACACCAGCAUCCAGAACGUCACCGUCAUCGGCGCCGCCAAAUCCGCCCACGACGCCGUGUACAUGUUCGCUCGAGCUGGCAAACACAUCGACUGGAUUCUCCCCAGCCGCGGCGCAGUCCCCAUGGCGAAGCCGUCUUCGAAGCUGGGCUUCUGGACCAUCUUCGUCGAAGCGGUGCUCAUGUUUCGGCCCAUAACGUGGUUUGGGCCGGCGCCGUGGAGUGAUGGUGAUGGGUUUGGCUGGAUUCGAAGGUUCCUGCACGGGACUCGACUGGGGAAUCUACUGGUGGGGGCUUAUUGGAAGGCUUUGCAUGAACAGUCGCUGCGGGAGUCGGGGAUUUGGGAGAGCGAGAAGGUUCGGGGGUUGGUGCCGAGUGAGACGCCUAUGUUUUAUGGGACGCAGUUGAGUGCGCUCAAUUAUGAGACGAAUUUUUAUCAUCUUUUCUUGGAUGAGAGUGUCUCACUGGUCGAGGGGCGGCUCGACUUUGUGAGCAACGGUCAGGUCCAUAUGGAGAACGGCGUCGUUCUAGACAGCGACGCUAUGAUCCUCGCGACUGGGUACGAACCCAACGCGUGUAUCCCAUUGGAGCCGGCAUCCCAGAACCUCAGCCGAGGGUGUCCCGUUGAUCGGUCCAAAUACCCGGGCACCAUCUACCCAGAUCUGGACACGGCAUCAGACAAGCAGAUCCUGCAGGACUUCCCACUGCUGGCCCACUCCCCAUCCAAGCCCGACCGUUCGCCGUCCUUCACAUCCUGGCGACUGUGGCGCUUCCUCGCACCCCCCUCACAAAUCAACCAGGGCUCCCGCGGCCGAAACCUCGUCUUCUCCAACGCCAUCGCCUCCUUCCAAAGCUGCAUCAAAUGCGAACUCACCUCCCUCUGGGCCUACGCAUACCUCUUCGAUCGUCUCACCGUCCCCACUCCCACAGAGAUUGACGCGAGGCGUGAAAUCUCGCUGUGGACCCGCUUCAAUAGACUUCGGGCGUCGCUGGGUAUGCAGGGCAAGCAGGCGGAUUUGUUGCUUGAUGGCUUGCCCUAUUAUGAUAUCUUGUUGAGAGAUCUGGGGCUGAGGAGUUGGAGGAAGGGACGGGGAUGGAUUGGGGAGGUUUUCUGGGGGGCGUACACGGCGAGAGAUUAUCGAGGUGUUGUGCAGGAGUGGAUGGCGAUGCACUGUGAUGGGGAUAAGGCAGGGAGGACGAAGAUGUUGUAG
This is a messenger RNA of Zasmidium cellare ATCC 36951, 1770 nucleotides long. RefSeq lists its product as uncharacterized. The transcript has a single exon. The coding region runs from base 1 to 1770 and encodes 589 amino acids. Lineage: Eukaryota; Fungi; Ascomycota; Dothideomycetes; Mycosphaerellales; Mycosphaerellaceae. The record is from RefSeq and is a predicted model, not a curated record.